UUGUAUGACGCUCGUAGUGAGAAUUGCGCGCAAUUUAUUUUCGAUUUUCAUUGAUUUCUCGUUCUGUUAUUGAUUUUACGCACGUAAUUAGCACAAACGGAUUGGCUGCUAAUUGCAGCGGACAGUAAUUGCUGUGCAGCCGACAGGCGACAUACCAGUGCAACGGUGUCAAUUGAUUUGAUUUGAUUUGUGAUGCGCUAAUUGGCAGCAGCUUCAAUUGUGUUCCAAAUAUGUCCAAGCUGUUGGCCAAGAAGCGCUGGUGGAAAAUCUGCUUGCCCCACUCGCAAAAUGAUGCCAACAAAAAAUAUCGCGAAGUUAUACGACACAGCGAAUGCGCUUCGGUUCUGGCCAUUACGGACACUAGCAGCAGCAGCAGUAGCGGGAGUGGGAGUGCAAGUGGAAGUGGCAGCGGCAUUCAAAGCUGUGAUAGUGUAUCGAAAAUUUCCCAACCGGAUGCUGGCAAAUUGUUUCCGCGCAAUAUGCCAAGCAUUCGACGCAGUCGUCGACGUUCCACAGAGCGCAAGGAAAACGUUUCGGCUCCUGCUCAGGCAGCAGCUGCUGCUCCCACUCCGGCUGCUGCUCUAACCGUGCAUCGCACACAUCAGUCGCGCCAAUCGACAGUCACCAAAUUGACGCCACGCAAGCUCAAGUCGAAUUGCUCAAAGCAGCGCCACUUGGUCAAAUCUGCGGUGAAGACCAAAACGAGGGUCAAGCUGGCGCCCUACGACAUCUCACUCGAGCUGCCAGCGCCUGGCUGUGUGGACGAAACUGCGCCAAGUUUGGCACGCGCUCUGCACUCGCAGCAAUCGAGUUUGAUAAGCAGCGAUCUGUCUAGCGACUGUUUGCCCGCCAAGCAGGAGGAACAUUUCCACUCAUCGGGCAUCUCCUGCAAUGGCGAAACCGAUGACGACGUGGAGGUGGCCAUGCUAACCGGCUGCCUCAGUCCGCAGCAGCUGCAGCGCGUACAGCAUCGAAACAGACCCAAUCAACAGUUGCCACUGAAUGAGCUGCUCAGUUUGAAUGUUUGCCGGAAUCGAAACGCUGUUUGGCUGCACAAUGCGCAAACGGAUCAAUUGCUGGACUGUGGGCGUGGCAACUGCGAAACAGCAGCCAUCGCCGAUGAUAUGCAAUUAAGCGAUAUUGAAGAACAAUUGGCCAAGUUUGAUGGCCAGCAACAACAACAACAUCAGCAACAACAUCAGCAACUAGCUGCCAAAACCAACCAGUUGAGCCACAAAUUGAAGCCCACUCCCGCACCGCGCAUGAGCAGCUGCGGCGGUAGCAGACAACAGCUCAAGAUGGAGCAGCCCGGCAGCAGUUACUAUACGCAAACGGAAAGCGAAUUGCUGCAGCUGGAGGCUGGAGGUGCAGCGCCCUAUCCACAGCAGCAGCAGCAGUUACAACAACAACAGCAGCAGCAACAACAACAACAGCAACAGCUCGCUGCUAGCAGCAUUAGCAUUAGCAACCACUCAACCACUUCGACGGUCAACAAUUUGGAUGCCCCAUCGACGGCUAGCAGCAGCGGGACGCCUUCGCACUUUGUGUCGCCGCUGCAGCGACGCCACUGCCAGCCGCCCAAUCAUUUGCCACUGAACUCGGUGGUUGCCACGCCGCUGCGCACCGCUAGCUACAAGACGGCCGCAACCGCCAGUGUCUAUCAUCAUAGCCACCAUCAGCAGCUGGACUUUCAGCGCAAUUCACAGUCGGACGACGACAGUGGCUGUGCUCUGGAGGAGUACACCUGGGUGCCGCCGGGUCUGCGACCCGAUCAGGUUCGCUUGUACUUCAGCCAACUGCCGGACGACAAAGUGCCCUACGUCAACAGUCCGGGGGAAAAGUAUCGCGUGAAACAAUUGCUGCACCAGCUGCCGCCCCAAGAUAACGAAGUGCGCUAUUGCCACUCGCUGAGCGACGAGGAGCGCAAGGAGCUGCGAAUAUUUUCGGCGCAGCGCAAGCGGGAAGCACUCGGACGUGGAGCGGUGCGGCUGUUGUCCGAUGAAAGGCCCUGCAAGGGGUGCAAUGAACAGCUCUCCGGCGGUGACAUUGUGGUCUUUGCCCAGCGCUUGGGCGCCCAAGUCUGCUGGCAUCCCGGCUGCUUUGUGUGCAGUGUGUGCAAGGAGCUGCUCAUGGACUUGAUAUACUUCCAUCGUGAUGGCAAUCUCUACUGUGGCCGACAUCAUGCCGAGACCCAGAAGCCGCGCUGCUCCGCUUGCGAUGAGAUCAUCUUCUCGGAUGAGUGCACGGAGGCCGAGGGUCGCACCUGGCACAUGAAGCACUUCGCCUGCCAGGAGUGCGAGCACCAGCUGGGCGGCCAGCGUUACAUAAUGCGCGAGGGCAAGCCGUAUUGCUUGGGCUGCUUUGACACCAUGUUCGCCGAGUACUGUGACUACUGCGGCGAGGUCAUUGGUGUGGAUCAGGGCCAGAUGAGCCACGAUGGCCAGCAUUGGCAUGCGACGGAUCAGUGCUUCUCCUGCUGCACGUGCCGUUGCUCGCUGCUGGGUCGUCCGUUUCUGCCGCGCCGUGGCACCAUCUACUGUUCGAUAGCGUGCAGCAAGGGCGAGCCGCCAACGCCUUCGGACACCAGCUCCGGUCCACAGCUGCGGCCCACGCAUCGCGCCUCCACUUCCAGUCAAAUCGCGCGCUCGCCGCGACGCACAGCCGACUCGGCGGGGCGUGGCAAGACUGGGGUGGGCAAUGGGCAUGGCCAUGGCCAUGGACAUGGACAUGGUGGCAAGAGCACGGGCAGCGCCGGGGACUUGCUGGAGCGGCAGGAGCGCAAGCGUAUGGAGGCAGCGGGCGUGGCCGAUUUGCUGCUGGGUGGCUGUGUGCCUGGCAUGCCGCGACCCGCCCAUCCGCCGCCCAUAGAUCUGACGGAGCUGGGCAUCAGCCUGGACAAUAUCUGCUCGGGUGACAAGUCGAUCUUUGGCGACACGCAGCUGACAUCCUCCAUGCCAGACAUGCUGCUGUCCAAGGCGGAGGACUCGCAUAGCUAUCAGAGCAUAGACAAGAUCAAUCUGAACUCGCCCAGCAACUCGGACAUGACGCAGAGCACCCAGGAGCUGGGCAACGAGCUGGAGCUGGACAAUGAGUCGGUGCGUGAGCUGGAGCUGCCGCACGAUGGCUACGAGCAGCUCUUCGCAGCCAAGCAGAACGAGAAGGAGGAGCACGGCCAGCAGCAGCUGGACAAUCGGCCGCCGCUGAAGGAAGUGCGCUUCCACAGCGUGCAGGACACGAUGUCCCGCUCGAAGAGCUACACGGACAACUCGAAUGCGAGACGCCGUCGCCGGCGGCGCAAUCAAUCGCGCAGCUCCUCGGAGAUGCAGAUUAAUCAGACGAAUCUGCGACUGCACAAUGCCCAAACCCAAGCCGGCAGCGGUGCACUGAAUCUGCUUAACAAUCUGGACAAUUGCGAUGUGGCGAGCAUUUGCUCCACUUGCUCUUCGAGCUCCUCCAGCGACAUGGACGACUAUGUGUACCGGCUGCCCGCACGCAAGCAUUACGGUGGUGUGCGUGUCGCCUACGUGCCCAACGACGCGCUGGCCUACGAGCGCAAGAAGAAGCUCGCCCAGUCGGGCGACAACAAUGGCCAGCUGGGCAGCUCGGCCGGCAGCUGUCUGGGCGCUCCGUCUGCAACAAUGCCAGCCAUUAUGCACGAGAGCAAGAAUUGCACAAUAUCAUGACCACCUCCAAUGCUGCCGCCGCCGCCGCUGAAUCUGAGUAGCUAUUACAUCCUGGACACCAUACUCGAGGAGCAGAGCCUCAGUCUGCUGCCCGAGAAGAAGCCGGGCUGCCUGAGGCGCGUCUGGAACUUCUUCGGGCUGGGUAAGGCGCGUCCGGGCAAUGCACAGCGUCUAUAUAGCGUUUACGCUGCAGAUUUCUAUCGCCACGCUGUCUCCCCGUGCAGAACUUUAGCAUAUUUUUGUUAUUUAUACGAUAUAUAUCUAAUGUCUCUCUCUCUCUCUCUCUUCUCAUUGCAGUGCAAUGAACAGCUCUCCGGCGGUGACAUUGUGGUCUUUGCCCAGCGCUUGGGCGCCCAAGUCUGCUGGCAUCCCGGCUGCUUUGUGUGCAGUGUGUGCAAGGAGCUGCUCAUGGACUUGAUAUACUUCCAUCGUGAUGGCAAUCUCUACUGUGGCCGACAUCAUGCCGAGACCCAGAAGCCGCGCUGCUCCGCUUGCGAUGAGAUCAUCUUCUCGGAUGAGUGCACGGAGGCCGAGGGUCGCACCUGGCACAUGAAGCACUUCGCCUGCCAGGAGUGCGAGCACCAGCUGGGCGGCCAGCGUUACAUAAUGCGCGAGGGCAAGCCGUAUUGCUUGGGCUGCUUUGACACCAUGUUCGCCGAGUACUGUGACUACUGCGGCGAGGUCAUUGGUGUGGAUCAGGGCCAGAUGAGCCACGAUGGCCAGCAUUGGCAUGCGACGGAUCAGUGCUUCUCCUGCUGCACGUGCCGUUGCUCGCUGCUGGGUCGUCCGUUUCUGCCGCGCCGUGGCACCAUCUACUGUUCGAUAGCGUGCAGCAAGGGCGAGCCGCCAACGCCUUCGGACACCAGCUCCGGUCCACAGCUGCGGCCCACGCAUCGCGCCUCCACUUCCAGUCAAAUCGCGCGCUCGCCGCGACGCACAGCCGACUCGGCGGGGCGUGGCAAGACUGGGGUGGGCAAUGGGCAUGGCCAUGGCCAUGGACAUGGACAUGGUGGCAAGAGCACGGGCAGCGCCGGGGACUUGCUGGAGCGGCAGGAGCGCAAGCGUAUGGAGGCAGCGGGCGUGGCCGAUUUGCUGCUGGGUGGCUGUGUGCCUGGCAUGCCGCGACCCGCCCAUCCGCCGCCCAUAGAUCUGACGGAGCUGGGCAUCAGCCUGGACAAUAUCUGCUCGGGUGACAAGUCGAUCUUUGGCGACACGCAGCUGACAUCCUCCAUGCCAGACAUGCUGCUGUCCAAGGCGGAGGACUCGCAUAGCUAUCAGAGCAUAGACAAGAUCAAUCUGAACUCGCCCAGCAACUCGGACAUGACGCAGAGCACCCAGGAGCUGGGCAACGAGCUGGAGCUGGACAAUGAGUCGGUGCGUGAGCUGGAGCUGCCGCACGAUGGCUACGAGCAGCUCUUCGCAGCCAAGCAGAACGAGAAGGAGGAGCACGGCCAGCAGCAGCUGGACAAUCGGCCGCCGCUGAAGGAAGUGCGCUUCCACAGCGUGCAGGACACGAUGUCCCGCUCGAAGAGCUACACGGACAACUCGAAUGCGAGACGCCGUCGCCGGCGGCGCAAUCAAUCGCGCAGCUCCUCGGAGAUGCAGAUUAAUCAGACGAAUCUGCGACUGCACAAUGCCCAAACCCAAGCCGGCAGCGGUGCACUGAAUCUGCUUAACAAUCUGGACAAUUGCGAUGUGGCGAGCAUUUGCUCCACUUGCUCUUCGAGCUCCUCCAGCGACAUGGACGACUAUGUGUACCGGCUGCCCGCACGCAAGCAUUACGGUGGUGUGCGUGUCGCCUACGUGCCCAACGACGCGCUGGCCUACGAGCGCAAGAAGAAGCUCGCCCAGUCGGGCGACAACAAUGGCCAGCUGGGCAGCUCGGCCGGCAGCUGUCUGGGCGCUCCGUCUGCAACAAUGCCAGCCAUUAUGCACGAGAGCAAGAAUUGCACAAUAUCAUGACCACCUCCAAUGCUGCCGCCGCCGCCGCUGAAUCUGAGUAGCUAUUACAUCCUGGACACCAUACUCGAGGAGCAGAGCCUCAGUCUGCUGCCCGAGAAGAAGCCGGGCUGCCUGAGGCGCGUCUGGAACUUCUUCGGGCUGGGUAAGGCGCGUCCGGGCAAUGCACAGCGUCUAUAUAGCGUUUGAAAUCGAGUUUCAAUGGCAAAUUGUGUAAAUAGACAUAUCGAUAAAUACUACAUACAUAUAUACAGACACGCAUACACAUAUACAAGAAAUAUUGACUAUACCCUGAGGGUUCUGGGCAUUUAAAUUAGCUGUAAUGUGAGCUGGUAAGACAACAAUUUUUAACUUUUCUCUCUUUUCUCUUCUUCUUGUACA
This is a messenger RNA of Drosophila arizonae, 6023 nucleotides long. RefSeq names its product espinas. Lineage: Eukaryota; Metazoa; Arthropoda; Insecta; Diptera; Drosophilidae. Gene Ontology annotation, molecular function: zinc ion binding. The record is from RefSeq and is a predicted model, not a curated record.